Messenger RNA from Microcebus murinus (gray mouse lemur), 1386 nucleotides. It is a transcript of the gene CKLF, whose product is annotated as chemokine like factor. Gene Ontology annotation, cellular component: membrane. NCBI's taxonomy places the organism in Eukaryota, Metazoa, Chordata, Mammalia, Primates, Cheirogaleidae. The record is from RefSeq and is a predicted model, not a curated record.
UCCAUAUAUUUUCUGCAGUUGUUCUUAUUUUAAUCUCAAUAAGGAAGCUGGAGGAAGGAAUUUCUGAAUUCUGUGCCCAGCCUUCAGCCUUACUAUAACCUCCAAGGGCAGCACUGAGAGCACUGGGGGCCUGGGUGGCAGGGAAGAAUGCACCGGGACCGCCCUUGAAUGUUCUUCAAAUUCCCUUCCUGCCUGGCUGGCUGGCAGCUCAGAGAGAUGGGGUUGCAGAGACUUUGAGUUCCCAGGGUAGGCAAUGGCAUUGCAUCCUGGGCGAUGACAAGGGGAGCUGGAAGGGCACACCUUGUCCGCGGGGCGGCGAGGGGGGUGCGCGCGACGGGUAGGUGGCCAGCAGCCGUUGGGGCCGGAAGCUGUUUCCCAGGGGAGAACCCGCUGCUCCCGCCUCACUGGUUCCGACCUGCGGGGCCAGCCUGACACAGCCAGGCCCUAAGGACCCACCAUGGAGCCUGAAAAACAGGCACCUGUAUCCAGCGUCUCUGAGGCACCUCCGGCAGCAGAUCCCAAAGGCGCGGUUCCGCCGCAAGUGAGCAUCGCACAGCCAAAGAAAGCUGCCCAAAGCGGACGCCCAAAGCCCUCUGCAGGUUUGGCCAAAGACUCAAAGCCGGGCAAGAUCAAAAAGAGUGCUAAAGACGAGAAGAGCAAAAAGCGUGCUGAGGAGGAGGCGAUCAAAAAACGUGCUGAGGAGGAGGUCAAAAAGUAUGCUGAGGAGGAGGAGGUCAAAAAGCGUGCUGAGGGCCGGGCCAAAGUCCCUGAGAGAUUCAGGGACAGCCUCAAACGGUUUUUCUUCUCACCCACUGGAAUGUUGAAGAUCCUGAGAAUGGGGUUUACCAUAGGAGCAUUAACCUGUUUCAUCAUCAGUGAAGCCAAUGACUCAUAUAUCGCAAUCACAGUUUUGGAAGUCUGCGUCGUCAUUUUUUUUAUUAUAACAUAUAUGCUAACCCUUCAGCACUUGCUGAUUUAUUUAGAUUGGCCCUUACUUGAUCUUAUCAACAGUAUAAUUUCAGCUGUGUUCCUUGUAGUAGUUGCCAUCUUGACUGUGCAAGAGAAGGACAGAAGGCAUUUAUUCUAUGUUGGAGGGUCCCUGUGUCUCACAGCGGCAAUCACGUGUAUCAUCGAUUCGAUCAUGGUCACCAAGUGGAUGAGGAAUAACGUGAAAAAAGUCCUGGGAAUCAAAAAGGAAACCAAGACCGUCCCUGGCCCGGUGCCCGUGGCGCCCAAAUGACAUCCGCGCCGAAGCCAGCCCCGGCACCCUCGCGGAUAAGCGUGCCUGUGUCAAAUCACUCCCUCCGCGCCCACCCUGAGCUCACAUGCUGUCACCCAUUCCAGCCUACAUGUGACCAUAAAAUCAGGGCUGCUAAGUCGGGAACA